Molecule: messenger RNA, 645 nt
Organism: Paracoccidioides lutzii Pb01
Product: mitochondrial outer membrane protein porin
Exons: 2
Coding region: 1-645 (214 amino acids)
Biological process (GO): monoatomic anion transmembrane transport
Cellular component (GO): mitochondrial outer membrane
Molecular function (GO): voltage-gated monoatomic anion channel activity
Source: RefSeq, a predicted model, not a curated record
AUGAUCCAAACCUGGACCACCUCCAACUCCCUCGACACCAAGCUAGAGCUGGACAACACCAUCGUCAAGGGCCUUAAGGCUGAGAUCCUCACCCAAUACCUGCCCAGCUCCCAGUCCAAGGGCGCUAAGUUGAACCUCUACUUCAAACAGCCGAACAUCCACGCUCGCGCCUUCUUCGAUCUCCUCAAAGGCCCCACCGCCAAUUUCGACGCUGUCCUUGGCCACGAUGGUUUCCUUGUUGGCGCUGAGGGUGGCUACGAUGUACAGAAGGCUGCCAUCACCAAGUACUCUGCUGCCGUCGCAUACAGCGUGUCCGAGUACACCGCCGCCAUCACCGCAUCCAACAACCUCAGCCUCUUCUCCGCCAGCUACUACCACCGUGUCAACGCACAGGUCGAGGCUGGUGCGAAGGCCACCUGGGACUCCAAGGUUGGCAACGCUGUUGGCUUGGAAGUUUCCAGCAAGUACCGACUUGAUCCCUCCUCCUUCGCCAAGGCUAAAAUCAACGACCGUGGUAUUGCCGCAUUGGCUUACAACGUCCUCCUCCGCCCCGGCGUGAUUCUCGGCCUUGGUGCAUCCUUCGACACCCAGAAGUUGCACCAGGCCGCCCACAAGGUCGGAGCCAGCUUCACCUUUGAAGGAUAA